UGAUUUGUAGUUCAUUUCCUACAUUUCAUCGUCAGCUUUUGGUGCCUAGUGGGAAGUAGACUAAACGGAGAAUUUAUUCUGUUCAAUCUUUCACCGAAUAAACACAAAAAUUAAACAUCCUCCUUCAUUGAACCAACCCCACCCAUGAUGUCGUUCCCACUCACACCUGUUUAUCUCUUCCUUUUUUCUCUCCUCAUCUUCCUCAACCAAUCCACUCUCGCCGCCUCAACCACCACCAACACCACCGAUUCCGAUACGAAGACAGCCUAUGAACUUCUAAAUUCCUUCAACUUCCCCAGCGGUCUCCUCCCAAAAGGUGUACAAAGUUAUGAUUUGGACCAAAGGACUGGCCAAUUCCACGCCUAUUUGGGUGGCACGUGUAGUUUCUCUCUUGAAGGUUCUUAUCAACUCAAAUAUAAAUCCACGAUCAGCGGUUACAUAUCCAAUAAUAGACUCACUAGCUUGACUGGCGUAAGCGUCAAAGUGUUGUUUCUGUGGCUGAAUAUUGUGGAGGUUAUUAGGAAUGGAGAUAAUAUUGAGUUCUCUGUUGGGAUUGCUUCAGCCUCGUUCCCGAUUGAUAACUUUUAUGAGUGUCCACAGUGUGGUUGUGGAUUGGAUUGCGUGAAUGGGCAAGUAAGCAAGCUUAGAACGAAAUCUUUUGUUUCUUCCAUCUAGCGGAUUCAAUCUCUCCUUGAAUUCGAAUGAUGGUCGUAUGUUAUUUGGGAUGGAUUCUGUGGGGUUAGUGUUCGUUAUCUAUGAAAUUGUUGAAGUUUUACAUGGUUUGGCUGGAAUUAAUUUCUUUAUC
Pistacia vera is the source of this 805-nucleotide messenger RNA. RefSeq lists its product as uncharacterized. NCBI's taxonomy places the organism in Eukaryota, Viridiplantae, Streptophyta, Magnoliopsida, Sapindales, Anacardiaceae. Bases 145 to 675 code for a protein of 176 amino acids. The transcript has a single exon. The record is from RefSeq and is a predicted model, not a curated record.